Messenger RNA from Linum trigynum, 3902 nucleotides. NCBI's taxonomy places the organism in Eukaryota, Viridiplantae, Streptophyta, Magnoliopsida, Malpighiales, Linaceae. The record is from the annotation of a GenBank genome assembly.
ACUAUUAUAAUACUAGUUAGGCACUAUGAAUUAUUUAAAAUGUGCAAAACUGAAAACAUUAUUAAGAUGUAUGAAAGGUUCACAAAUAUAGUAAUAGGCUAAAUGACUUGGAAAAUUUUAUACUAAUGCAUAAUUAAUUACCAAGAUUUUAAACUCUCUACCGAGGUCAUAGAGACUAAAGGUAAUGACCAUGGAGGCAAAAGAUUUUGCAAAGUUUGAUUUAAGUGAGUUGAUAGGAUCACUAACUAGCUCUCAAAUCUCAUUUGAUGUAAGAUGAAGAAGAAAUUGAAGAGCGAAUAGCAUUUUUCUCAAAGAAACUAGGUUAUUUGCAAUUCAAAAUAAAUUAUAAUACUAAUUCCGAAAGGUUCGGUACUUGAUAGAAAGUUUGAUAUGAAGUUAGAUAAUGCUUAUAGAAGCACGAGUAAACAUAAAGCAGACAAAAAUGCCAUAAACACAAAAAGGUACUAUUAUUUGUUUUAGGUUUGGAAAACAAUGCCAUCUUGAUGAUUGCCCUAACAGAAGGUAUGAUAAUGAACAAGCUAUGGUGGUCACAUGGAGUUGCAGUAAAGAAGGAUAAGAUGAGUCAUGAUCUGAAGCUAGGCGAGAACACGGUCACUAAGACCAUGAACUGGAGCUGUUGCCCGUGAACCCAUGCAAACGAAGCAGUGCGUUUCGAUGCCCACCUUGAGUUCACAGACGCGUUUCGAUGUUCACGACCGUGAACUGCUUAACGCGUCCUUGAACUAAGACCGUGAACUUCUCAACGCGUCCUUGAACUAAGACCGUGAGCUGAUCAACGUGUCCUUGAACUCAGCCCUAAGACCUUGAACUGAGCCUGAUUUGUGUAUAAAAGGAGAGGGGAGUUCAAGGAGAAAAGGCAGCUUCAUUUUAGGUUAGGUUUUCAUUUUUUUCAGAAUAAAGAGGAUUCUAGUGAGAUUGGAGAUCCCAUUGAGUGAGAAAGCCUUCUUCAGAUUUUAGAGAGAGAAAGACGAACCAAAGGAGAAGGAGGCUAGGGUUUUGCUCCAAGAGUGGAUUUGGGAAGAUUCUCCCCAAGAGAAGUUCAGUAAAAGUGCCAAGAAGAUUAGAAGCCUCCUUCAUGAUGGUUUCUACCUCUUCCCCUUGUAUUUCUCCCAUUCCUAGCAUGGAUUAGAUUCCUUUUUCACUUGGGUGUUGUGAAACCCUAACUAGCUACCAUGUAGUUUUCUGUUAGGUGAAUUGAAUGAUUGUUUUUAGAUGUUGUUUAAUUCAAUGAUUGAGGUAUUAUUCAUGUUGAUUGUGCUUGUUUGUGCUUAGAAAUCUAAGGAUUGUGCAUAGGUGUGCUUAGCAAUCUAAGGAUUGUGCAUGUUUGUGCUUAGCAAUCUAAGGGUUGUGCAUGUUUGUGUUUAGCAAUCUAAUUAGCCACUUAACCUAGAUUAGAGAGGAAAACCCCCCUUCCAAGGGAUACUCAAUUGAGUUGGUAUUCCUGGGGAUGUUUAAGUCUCCUAACUAUGCUAAUUUAGGGCAAACCUCAAUGUUGGAUUAAGCAAUUUGGUUAAGCGCAAUUCAGCGGUCCAACUCAUGGGUUGACUGAGGGAGUAAGUCAACCAUUGAUUGCCUAAACCGAGAGGGCCGAGUGACAACAUAAUUUGUAUUCCUCGGUUUAGCAAUCAUGAGUGUGCUCUACGACCAUAUUUCCAUCCCCUAGCGGUUCGCGAUCACCUUGCCCAUUGCAAUCAUUUCGGUUCACAUACCAUGGUAGUAGUUAGGGGGAAGCAACAUCCGAGUGAUCCUUCUCACAAAAUAGCUUUCAAAACCAUUCACUUUUGUCUUGCUUUAUUUUAAUUAGCAAACUUUUCAACCAAAACCUUGUUGCUAGAUAAUGAUUCGAAUGAUUGAAGUAGGGUAGACGGACCGGCCCGGGUCGAUAUUUAAACAUACUUAUCCUAUACUUAACCCGACUAAGGUUUAUACUUGGACCUUAGGCGGGAAUUUAUUGUGGUAUUCGGGACGAGUCAAGUUUUUGGCGCUAUUGCCGGGGAACCGCGGUCCGUUAUCUUGAAAUGGUCGUUUAGUGUUACUCUAGCAUUUUUUUACCUUUUCUUGUGUUUUAUUUUUGUGUUUCAUCUUUUUGUGAUGCAGAGUUGAGCCAUGGAUCCCGAUAGCUUCUCCUACCCGUGGGUGGUGAGGAAAAGGAAGAUGAAUAUGAAAGCCUCGAGGAUGAGUUAGAACGGUCGGAAGUUGUCACGGAUGGCCACCGUGAUGCUCAAGACUUGGAAUGUCCUCUUGAGGUAGCCACCACUCUUCUACAUUUCAUCCCAAGCGUUAAAGAGGAAGUCUUCAAUAAGGAGAUGAGUGUCGAGUCAAUCGAAGACAUAGCUUGGAGACUCGCUAUUCAACGCUUGCUUGUGGAAGAGCGAGGAUAGAUGAGGAAAGAAAAGGUUGUGGAGGAGGAGGUAGAAACAAAAGAAGAUGAAUUUCUUGAGGAUUCCCAAGAGGAGGAAUUUCAAGAAGGGAAGGAGUUGGAUGAAGUGAUUGGCUUUCGUGCUAAGAAGGAAGACUCGGUGGAAGAGGAUUGCAUUGGCCAUGUGAUUAUCGAGAAAUCUAUACUAAACUUUGAAGAGUUACUUAGCAAGGAUCCUUUUGCGAUCACUCUUUGCCCGAACGAAGCCAAACCAUCGGCGAUCCCUCUUGGUUGAUGCAAUGGAAGUCAAUCGGUGUUCCACUACAUGGUUUGGGGCAAAGAGAAGGAGAGGUCGCAAGGGUGGGGGCUUUAUCUCACUCAAGAUCGUGAGUCAUCAUCAAAUGUUAAUCCAUUUGCUCAUGACUUGAGGCUCCGCCUAAAUGAUGAGAACCUUAACUUUAAGGAGGUGCUAGCAUGGACCGAAGCUUAAGGAACAAUCGUCUAGCUUAUGACGUAAAAGUAGCACUUGUUGGGAGGCAACCCAACGUAGGUUUGUGUUUAUUUUUAUGCUAAGUAAUAUUAUGUUGAAAUAACCUUGCCUUGUGCGAGAAUGUGUUUGUGUUUUUGUGUUUGUUCCCAUGUGAAGCUCUCUUCUUUUCAUCUCCGACCCAAUUAUGUUCCAACUUUCACUCACCAAGCCCAAGCGGUACCCCUUUCUUAUGCUAUUGAGGGCAAUGUCGAGCUUAAGUGUGUGUUUGUGUGUGUAUGGGGGGGUAGUUUACUAUUAUGCUUGUGUGAGUGUGAUUGAUGUUUGGUAGGUAGAGAGAAAACCCCCUUCCUUUCUUUGAAAGAGCCUUGAAUGCUGGGUUUUCUUGGGCAAUUCAUUGUCUCCUAGUUAGGUUAAUGCAGGGCAAACCUCCUAUUUUGUAUUAGCACCUAGGGCUUGGUUGUGGGUGGCCGUCCGAACUCCGAUUCGAGGGUGAAGUCUAACCAAUCCUUAGUCAAUAGGUUGAGAGAGUAGCAUUAGUGGCUUUGAUCGUAUCCCCUUACCUCGACCUAGAGACUAAGAGGGUAGCCUUUGGCUACUUGUUAGUCUUCCCUGCGGUUCACAACCCCCUCACCACACACGGCCAUUAGAUCCAUCAAGUUGUAAUUGUUAGCUAGGGGGAGCAACACCCGGGUGAACUCUUCUCUCAUUGGGACAACCUCGAUUUACUUUACUUUCUAGUUUUGAUUUGUAGGUUUCUUAGUUUUAAACUCAAAAAACAUUUGCUAGAUAACAAACUAAGCAAUUGAAGUAGGGGUACAUGGACCGGCCCGGGUUUGACAAUUAAAACAUACUUGCCUUAUGUUGCACCAAGCUAGAUCUUAAAAACUUGGGCUCUAGUAGAGAUUAAUUUCGCUGUGUAACCGUGGUGAGUCACCAGGAUGAGGGGGACAUCGACGUUGCCAUCAAUGUCUAGAAUGACAAAAUCGACCAGGUAAAUGAGAGGCCCUACCUUAAUAAGUAAGUCCGCAACAA